Messenger RNA from Suncus etruscus (white-toothed pygmy shrew), 504 nucleotides. RefSeq names its product plasminogen-like. The transcript is spliced from 4 exons. Gene Ontology annotation, molecular function: signaling receptor binding; endopeptidase activity. The record is from RefSeq and is a predicted model, not a curated record. Lineage: Eukaryota; Metazoa; Chordata; Mammalia; Eulipotyphla; Soricidae. Bases 97 to 504 code for a protein of 135 amino acids.
ACUGUCCUGUUUGUGGGUGUCUCCAUUCCUCUGUGAGUCCUUCACAUUUGGGGACUGGGACCCUCUGCUGUCUGGACCCGGCCAGCUAGUCCCACCAUGGCACUUCAGGAUGUGGUCUUCCUGCUGCUCUUUUUCAUGAAGUUAGGCCACGGAGCCUCCCUGGAGGACUACGUGAGCACCCAGGGGGCCUCGCUGUUCAGUCAUAGAAAAGAGUUGCGGGAGGCCAAUAGCAUUGAGGACUGUGCCUCCAAGUGUGAGGAGGCGGACUUUACCUGCAGAUCCUUCCAGUUCCACAGCAAAGAGCAACAGUGUGUGAUCAUGGAUGAGAACAGCAAGACAGCAGGUGUGGCCCGCAUGACUGAUGUGAUUCUGUUCGAGAAGAAAGUGUAUCUUUUAGAGUGCAGGACCGGGAACGGAAGGACCUACAGGGGGACUGUAUCCACCACGAAGUCUGGCAAGGCCUGUCAGAAGUGGGCAGAAACCUCUCCACACAUUCCCAAGUAA